Messenger RNA from Pieris macdunnoughi, 1419 nucleotides. NCBI's taxonomy places the organism in Eukaryota, Metazoa, Arthropoda, Insecta, Lepidoptera, Pieridae. The record is from the annotation of a GenBank genome assembly.
AUGGAAUUAGACAGCGAAUUACCUACUUGUAUUCAGGCUAAGUUUAAAUCUGAAACGGGAGAAGAAAUUGGAAGUCCAUUGGACUUACCUUUGAAUAUUACAAAGGAUCAACUAACUCUUAUUUGUAAUGCACUUCUACAAGAGGAAGAGAAACCAUUUUUAUUUUUCGUCAAAGAUACAGAAAUAACCUCAAAUCUUAAGGAAGCUCUUGAUAUUGAAAAGUUAAAUUCAGAAGAAGUCAUAGAAAUUAUAUACCAACAACAAGCUGUCUUUAAAGUAAGGCCAGUUACAAGAUGUACAAGUUCUAUUCCAGGUCAUGCAGAAGCAGUAAUAUCUACAUGUUUUAGCCCUUCUGGUAACCAUUUAGCUAGUGGAUCAGGUGACACCACAGUUAGAUUUUGGGAUAUAAAUACACAAACUCCUUUACAUGUAUGUAAAGGCCACAACAACUGGGUACUCUGUAUAAGUUGGUCUCCAGAUGGUACAAGACUAGCAUCUGCAUGUAAGCAGGGUCGUAUUAUAUUAUGGGAUCCAGUUACGGGCAAUCAAGUUGGAAAGACCAUGAUAGGACACAAACAGUGGAUUACAUCAUUAGCAUGGGAACCAUACUUGAGUAAUCCUGAUAGUCGGAAAUUGGCAAGUUCUUCAAAAGAUGGUGAUGUUAGAAUAUGGGAUACUGUAACAGGGCAUACAAUACUUAGUUUGACUGGGCACUCGAAAGCUGUAACAUGUGUCAAAUGGGGAGGGACUGGUCUUAUUUAUACAUCAUCGCAGGAUAGAACUAUUAAGGUUUGGAGGGCUGAAGAUGGAAUUUUGUGCAGAACCUUAGAGGGGCAUGCUCAUUGGGUGAACACUAUGGCUUUAAGUACAGACUAUAUUUUACGCACCGGGCCAUUUCACCCCAUACUUGAUAGGAACUCUCCUUCUCAUGACAAAAAAAUUCUUCAACAAAGAGCUUUGGAGAGAUAUCAAGAAACAUGCAAAAAUGAAACUGAGCGGCUAGUCUCUGGAUCGGAUGAUUUUACUCUGUUCCUUUGGUUACCUGAAAAGGAAAAACGUCCAUUAGCUAGAAUGACAGGACAUCAACAACUAAUUAAUGAUGUUAAAUUUUCUCCUGACUCUAGGAUAAUAGCAUCAGCCUCUUUUGAUAAAUCUGUAAAACUGUGGGAAGCAUCAACUGGUAAAUUUAUAACAACUUUGCGAGGACAUGUGCAAGCUGUCUAUAUGGUUGCCUGGUCUGCUGACUCCAGGCUUCUGUUAAGCUCCAGUGCAGAUUCUACACUUAAAGUUUGGAAUAUGAAAACAAAAAAACUAGAAUUGGACCUUCCUGGACAUGCUGAUGAGGUUUUCGCUGUAGAUUGGUCUCCAGAUGGUGCCUAUGUUGCAUCUGGUGGAAAAGACAAAGUAUUAAAACUGUAA